AUGGACGAGGACACAGCCCAAGAGUAUUUAACUGGCGAAGAUUUGGGUCCAGACGAACCUUUUGGUGCCGCUGGCGGUCAAGGUACUGGUAUCGCAGAAGGGUCAGAUGGGGGUUCGGCAGAGAAACGUGCACUGUUGGCUCGCAUAGCUGUUUUGGAAAGCCAGUUGCAAGAUCGUCCAACAGUCCCUACUACUUCUCCUGUUCCGAAGCCUCUGACAGCUGCAAGUGCCAGCAAGGCGCCUAUGUUGUUUGGUGCUCAGCCUGCAGUUCUAGACGAUCAGCAGUGGGGUCGGCUCCAGCGCUUGGCGGGGGCCCCACCUCCUCGAGCUGGCCAGGUCGAACAACGUCGCUUGGCGGUUGGUCCAGCCACCACCUACCGCGACAAUGCUCUACUUGGACUGGAACGCGAAGACCCGCUGCACCAGAUCCUGGCCGCUCAGCUUCAGCAGAAUCAACUUUUGCUUCAGCGGAUGGCGCCCCGCCAUUCAGACCCAGUGCUGGGGGCUCUCGCCGGCUCGGACAACGGGUCCGGCAGUGGAGGAAAUGUCAAAGGAUGCCUUGCGAGAGAGACAUUUCAAAGGACCAUUCAGGACCUUCCUCGAGUGGCCAACCAUGCCAGACUGAACGCUCUGCGAGAGCUGGGGAUCAGCCCCGAGAAGGAGGAUGCUUCACUCAUGAGGAAGUAUGUGGAGAGGCGCAUCCUCCUAGCAGAGUUCAAGCUCCUAGCUUUGGUGGCAACUAUGCUGGCAGAGAGCUGGGCAGUCGGCUACGAAACCGGCGACAUGGUUCUCCUCGGAACCGUGGCCCGAAUGCUUUUCUUUGUGGAGCAGGCGGCAAUCGACUCUGGCAAGACUCAAUUAGCAUGGCUCUUGACGGGCUACAGCGAACCGUCCCUUCAUAUGAUGGUGUCUUCGAAGAAGCGACCAGGUCUGGAACCAUUCGCGCGUCUAUGCCCUCCGGCAUGGAUCAGCGCAAAUUUGUCCUAUCUGAAGGACUUGGACUUCAUGGAAACCCGACUGCAGUCGCUCGAGAAGGGCCCGAAGAAUCCCAAGGCCAAUGCAGCCGACGACAAAGAGAAUCCUCAGCCAAAGAGACCAAAUCCCAAGCCGAAGGGCAAGGGAAAGGGAAAGUCCACUCCAGCUAGCCUGACUAGCAACACCUGCACUGUGCAUGGCACUCAACCCAGUGCCUUAUGGCCAGUUCCCCCCUUCAGGUGGCGAUGGACCGGAAAUGGUAGACCCAAUCCCAGGCGGCGCAUCCGCCUUAAGCGCCUUCGAUUGCUUGCUGAGUUCAUGAACAUCAUGAUUUGCACGUUAAACUGGGAGACCCUAGGACAGGCCAAACGGCCUCCUGUACAUGCAUGUAUUGGUUCCCAUAUCACGCCACAGCAGCAUUUGAUCAUAGAGCGCUUAGAAUCUUUCCUUUUGCACACUUUUAACAUGGCCCCCUUUGAGGGCGGUGAGCUAGGGCGUGCAGCAGGCAAAUUUCAGGGUUUAAUUGAUUCUUUGAAGGAACUCCCCAAUACCAGCUUGGAGUCGCAGGACCUCUUAGAAUUGUUGACUGACAUGCACAACAGUUUUGAUCCAUACAGCUCGCAUUUUGCGGAUGAGAAAACUCAGCCAUCUCGCAGCCCAGCUCACCCGAGUGAGCCAGAUAUCGGUGAAAGCACUGUUACAGUGAACUUGCCUAGUGCCAAACCGGUGAUUGCAUCGCGUGUUAAAUGGAAAAACCCUCCGUCGUUCGAAGCGGCGGAUUACCUGGACCCCCUUGUGAAAGAAGCUUUCCUUGACCCUGAGGUCCUAAGUCCGCAAGCGCGAUGUGAGUUGCAGAUCUUAGCCGUUUUGGGUCCAGUUUGCCAAAGUGACAUUCGUGCCAAGCAUUCAACAAGAAUCUUUUCCACAGAUGCAAGUCCUUCAGGAGGGGCAGUUAUCGCAGCAGACAUGGGUUCAACAGCAUCCGGCGAAAUCUGGAGGCACUGUGAACAGCGGGGAUUUUACACCCGACUCCAAUCUCCUGUUAGUGAAAUUCUGCAAGAGAAGGGGUAUGAACCUUGUUCGAAUGAAGCCUUCAUUUCAGCAGCGUCUGUUCCUACUCCGGCAGUCAUGCAUGUUCCAGCUCCAAUGACUGAGGGCAUUUUGUAUGAUUGCAUUGAAAUUUUCAGGGGAACAGGGAACUGGUCUGAAGCACACAGUCAGCAUGGCUUCCGUGUGCACGAUGGGAUCGACAUCAGCGGUCGGCGUUUGCGAUUUACUGAUAUGGCUGCUCCAAGCACUUUUCAUGAACUGAAAGCCCUUGCCUUGCGUCGUGUGUGCCUCGACUGGCAUGCCGGUGUUCCUUGUGUAGGAUUUGGUACUCUUAGGACAGCCUUUCUGCUCACCCUGGUGCUACUGUCAGGUCACUUCGUGAGCGUGGAGCAACCAGGCCAACCAGUAUCCCAAUUCUCCGGUGCAUAUCCCAAAAGGUUGGUUGAGCACAUGGCCUCGGGCCUCUCGCUGGCUUUGAAGGGUUCAGCUGGAAGCAUCCCACUGCAACAUCGCCUUGCGAGUUUGCGCGAGGUUGGAUUUUCAGAUGAGGAUCUUGUGCCUAGUCCUAAUACAGAGCCGCCUUUUGCCACUCGUGCAUGGUUUGAAGGACCUGAAUGGAUCACAGAGCUCUGUGAUUGCCUGCCGUUUAAGGAGCUUUUCCGAUAUAGAUUUAAACGAUCGGGGCAUAUCAAUGUGAAUGAGAUGCGGACUUAUAAGUCUUUUCUUAAGUCUUGUGCAAAGAGUGAAGCCGAUUCCAGGGUAGUUGCGUUACUAGAUUCUAGGGUCACCAUCGGAGCCGCAGCCAAGGGGCGGUCAUCUUCAGCAGCGCUUAGCCGUGUGCUGCGUAGUUCACUGGCGUAUAUUCUGGGAGCGAACUUGUAUCCUGGAUUGUUGCAUUGUGCUUCAGAAGUCAACCGUACAGAUGGACCUUCAAGAGACAAGCCUGUCGCGCCUCCGACCAAAGAUGAACCAUCCUGGCUGACUGACUUAAAGAUGGGAAAAACCCGGAAGUUUGACGCAGUGGUUGAAUCCAGCCGCAUACCCAAAAAUCCUGCUCGUUGGCUCAGAUUUUUGCUGAUGUUGUGUGGCGACAUUGAGCCCAACCCAGGGCCCCGUCGUGGGCCAAUGAAUUUACAGAUUGGUUUUGUGAAAGCCACCUCAACUCGGAUGGCCAAGUGUUUUGAAGCUUUUCAGACAUGGUGUUCUGAGCGACUGGAGAUCGAUUCCGAUGUGGUUUGUUCAGACAUGCAAGUUUUGGCCUGGGCUUUGCGAGCCUAUGGGAUGUAUUUGUUUGAGGCCGGGCUACCACGGUACCUCCUGGUCUAUGCAAUAACUGCUUCUCAGGACUUAUUUCCGGCAUGCAAGCCCUGGUUGAAUUUAGCAUGGCAAAUAGACCGAAAGUGGCAACUCCAUGAACCUGGCAGCUGCCGGGCUGUUCUUCCUGCUGUCAUCGUAAAAGCGAUGGCUUGCCUCGCUGGUUUGUGGAACUGGAAGUGCUGGACAGGGGUUUUUCUUUUGGGCUUUGCUGGGAUGCUUCAUCCUAGUGAGAUGCUGGCAUUGACUCGGAAGGAUUUAGUCUUUCCUCGUGAUCUGAACUAUGACCAGCCCGCUCUCUACCUGAGAGUCCGUGAUCCCAAGACUGCCCGUUUUGCGAGGCGGCAGCACAGUCGAGUGGAUGAUGCAGGCAUUAUCAGCAUUGCAGAGUCAGUUUUUGGCAGCCUUCCCUUGUCUGAAAAAUUGUACCCUGGUUCCAUCAAUACUUUUCGUAGACAGUGGAAUUGUAUCAUGGAUGCACUUGGAAUCCCCUGUAAGCAGCGAGACAAUGGUGCGACGCCUGGAGUCCUUAGAGGUUCUGGGGCCACAUAUUUCUACACCUCGACAGAGGACCUGUCCUGGGUUGCUUGGCGGGGCCGUUGGUCCCGAGUCAAAACACUUGAGUUUUAUCUUCAAGAGGUUGGUUCACAUAUGCUUAUUCAUGAGUUGGACAAUUGGGCAAAAGCAAAAAUCUUUCCUUUAGCAGAUGCUGCUCCAGCAGUCCUCUGGCGUGUCUUUGACCUUGCAGUGCAGUAG
Molecule: messenger RNA, 4095 nt
Organism: Cladocopium goreaui
Lineage: Eukaryota; Dinophyceae; Suessiales; Symbiodiniaceae
Source: the annotation of a GenBank genome assembly